CCCAAGACAAUAAAAUUCAGUUCCUCCCUGGACUCUUGCACUGUCCUUCACUCACCAGCGGAUUUGCAAGGGGCAUCGAUCUUGUAAGGACGGUCUCGUGCUCUUUCUCCUUCCUUUCAACGUGCCGUUUUUUAGACUCAAUUGGUGAUUCUAGUAUCCCUUCCUCGCACCACCAGCGCCGCUCGUUGUGCAGCUUCGCACAGAUUCCGCCCACCAUGGCAUCUGGGGUCAUGAACGCAACCAUCGCCGGUCUUGGCUCCGCGGCUACCUACACGACCGUCUUCGAGGAGGUUUCCAAGUACAAUGUCCACCUGAACCUGGUCGAGCGCCUUUGGGCGUCCUGGUACCUCUGGAUGCAGAAUGACACAAUCGCAACCGGCAUCAUGAGCUUUGUGAUGCACGAGAUUGUCUACUUCGGCAGGUCCAUUCCCUGGAUGAUCAUCGACGCGAUCCCUUACUUCAACAAAUAUAAGCUUCAAAAUACCAAGAUACCGACAUGGAAGGAACAGUGGGACUGCGCCGCUCUCGUCCUGCUCAGUCACUGCACGGUUGAGCUCCCUCAGAUCUGGUUGUUCCACCCCGUCGCCACCUACUUUGGCAUGGAGUACGGUGUCCCGUUUCCGCCGCUCUGGAAGAUGGCAAUGCAGAUCGCCAUCUUUUUCAUUAUGGAAGAUGCCUGGCACUACUGGUUCCACCGUGCGCUGCACUACGGGCCGCUCUACAAGGCCAUCCACAAGCUGCACCACACGUACAGUGCCCCGUUCGGUCUCGCCGCCGAGUACGCCUCUCCGAUCGAGGUGAUGCUCCUGGGUUUCGGUAUUGUCGGAUCUCCCAUCAUCUGGGUUUCGAUCACGGGCGAGCUCCACUUGAUGACCAUGUACCUCUGGAUCAUCCUCCGCCUCUUCCAGGCCAUUGACGCCCACAGCGGCUACGACUUCCCCUGGAGUCUGCGGCACAUCCUGCCCUUCUGGGCGGGCGCGGACCACCACGAUCUGCACCACGAGCGCUUCAUCGGCAACUAUGCCUCCAGUUUCAGGUGGUGGGACUACUGCCUCGACACCGAGGCUGGUGAGGCGGCGAGCAAGAAGCGUCGGGAAAAGAAGCUGGCCGAGAUUCGGGCAAAGAAGGCUCAAUAAACCCGGCGUGUCUGCGGGCAUCAAGAUAAAGGCAGUGUGGGGACAUGGGUUUUAGAGGGAACAAGACAACAACUGGUUGGAAAGGACACAGGAAUAUAAUGUCUGUGAUGAAAAAGACACGAACAAAGAACGGCCGAUGGAACACUGCAGUGGCACAGGACAGCGCUAGCAUUGUGACGGGCGUCUGGGCAAGGCAGUCCAUAAUUACCCUUUGCAUACGACUGCCACCAACUCCUCCUCCUUCUCCCUGUAUAUACAAACCAUUACUUCUACACCCAUUUUAAUACAUGAAGAUACAAAAUAACCCUA
Molecule: messenger RNA, 1445 nt
Organism: Canariomyces notabilis
Lineage: Eukaryota; Fungi; Ascomycota; Sordariomycetes; Sordariales; Chaetomiaceae
Product: methylsterol monooxygenase
Exons: 4
Coding region: 216-1136 (306 amino acids)
Biological process (GO): ergosterol biosynthetic process
Cellular component (GO): endoplasmic reticulum membrane
Molecular function (GO): iron ion binding; C-4 methylsterol oxidase activity
Source: RefSeq, a predicted model, not a curated record